Molecule: messenger RNA, 1683 nt
Organism: Phytophthora infestans T30-4
Lineage: Eukaryota; Oomycota; Peronosporomycetes; Peronosporales; Peronosporaceae
Product: cleavage induced protein kinase
Exons: 2
Coding region: 1-1683 (560 amino acids)
Biological process (GO): protein phosphorylation
Cellular component (GO): cytoplasm
Molecular function (GO): protein kinase activity; calcium-dependent phospholipid binding; ATP binding
Source: RefSeq, a predicted model, not a curated record
AUGACGACGCGAAGGCAGACCUUUGUCAAUGAUGAAAUGGUCACGGAAGUGAUGAUCGAGACGGUCGAGACUACGGAGCACGUUAUGUCGAUGGUGAUAAAAGCGAGCUUCGAGGAGGAGAAGGAUCCUGAGGUCACCGCUGCGAUGAGUAGCCUGUACUCUGACUUCGCAUGCGAGAACCGCGACGACGAGUCAAUGACGUUCAGUGCCGAUAUCGACGCGGAUGUACACGAGAUUCACGGCUUGCGCACUGGUGUGGCUUCGGAUGAAGCUUCCGUGGCAGCGCUUCUGCUGUCAAAGACCGUGGAACAGCGCUACCUGAUCUGGUGGCGCUAUCGCGUCCUGUUCAAGCAAAGCCUGACAGUGUGGGUGAAGAGCAAAAGCAAUUACGGCAUUCUAUUGGAGAUGCUCGCGAGCCCUCUAGAAAAAUACGGUGAAGACCUGGUUGGAGUCUUGUCUAGCAAUCUAAGUGGCAACCUGAAGAAGGUGAUCCAAACUGCAAUGCGGGGCGAGGUCGUUGACUUCAACAUGUCAGUCCACACGAGAGAGAAGGCUACUACAGACGCGGACAAUCUGUACAAGACUGGCGAAGGAAGGGGGGCGGACAGGAAGAAGUUGAUCGACAUUUUGGUGCUGAGUCCUGCGGAGCAUGUGCGCUACAUCAACAGAGUGUACAAGGCAAAGUACAAGGCGGAUCUCAUUCAUGUGAUCAAUGCCAAGUUUGGUGGUGAUGCUAAGAGUGCGCUGCUGCUCCGGGUGCGCUCGAUACUGGAUCCGAUGGAUCUGCUGGUAGAGUUGUUCGAGACGACGCUGAGGAGCGUUGGCAAAAACAACAAACUAUGUUGCCAGCCUUCAGGCCGUUUACGUUACAACCUGAGUGUGUUGGUUGUGCGGUACUUUCACCUCCUUGAGCGUAUUGGCAACACGUACAGGAAGUUGUACCGCCAGGAUAUACGCACGCGUAUCCGAAGCGUGGCGAAAGGCGAGUAUUGCCAACUGCUUCUCUCUGUGCUCGACGCUGCGGCGAAAACGGCCGUGUGUCCUAGCUGCACUGCAGCGUCUGAUCCGAAGGAGGAUUGGUGUCGUUAUUGCGGCGCUUCAAUACAAGGCUCUACAGAGAAGAAAGCCGAGCGUAACUCAUUUAUAAGGUAUCUUAAAACCCAUUCUGGAGCUGAAGCCUGGCGAAAAACUCACGAAGUCGCGACUGCCCUCCAGGAUCUGCACGAGCAAGGAAUUGUCCAGGGCAACCUGAAACCGAGAAACCUGACGAUUGGACGUGAUGGAAAGGGGCAUUUGCUAGAACUCCAAAUUUGCAAGAGGGUGGAAGAGCAAACUCGCUUUUCUGUUGAGUCUCAAAACGAGGAGCUGCGAUGGCAAGCACCCGAGUGCUUGAAUGGUGGACAAGCGUCAUUGGCGUCCGAUAUUUACUCCCUCGCGAUGUGCAUCGUCUACGUCGCCAGUGGGAAACCUCCAUGGGGCUCGAAUGUAUCUGAUAUUCAGAUUCAUCAGGAGGUUUCAAGCCAGCAUGCGACGCUUCCUCGACCCCACGGGAUGUCAGAUAACGAGUGGAAUCUUUUGAAGCGCAUGUGUGAAUACGAACCCAGUAAGAAAAUUAGCAUUGGCGAUGUGGUUCAAGCACUCUCCAGAUUAUCUUCGGGCCGUGGCAUUUGCCAAAACAUCUGA